Molecule: messenger RNA, 273 nt
Organism: Linum tenue
Lineage: Eukaryota; Viridiplantae; Streptophyta; Magnoliopsida; Malpighiales; Linaceae
Source: the annotation of a GenBank genome assembly
AUGAAGGGUGAUCCCUUUGAUUAUGCUUGGAUUAGUAGCACAGACUUUUGGGUUUUGGAUACUAUUGAAGAGAAUCCAACUCCAGAGCUUAACUAUGAUGAGCUAGAGCAAGCUCUUAAAGAGCUUAAUGAGGAGUAUGAUUUUGAUGAUAAUCACUUGACUGAAGAGAGUGGAGCGACGAGUAGAAAACGUAGGCGUAUUGAAGAUGAUGAUGAAGUGGAAAAUGAAGACUUGUCAGCCACUGAUAAUGAGGCAGAUGAUGAGAAUGACGAU